UCCAUCUUUUUCUUCAACAGCUUCUUGAAAUUUUUUUCCUUGGGUUUAGGAAAGUUAGGGAGCCUUUCCCAGAUUCCUCACCAUGUGUGGAAAAGUAAUCAGAUUCCUCUUAAAUGCUCGCCCUUGACUUAACGUUAAUCUCAUCUCAUCAACAACUCGCUAAUCUCCUUCUUUUCUUCCCUAUAUCUCCACCCCCCCAUAACUUGGUGUCUUUCUUCAAUUUGAAGGUCUGUUUUAUUUCAUGAAGUGGUAGAGGCAAUGAACAGAGAAAUGGGACUUGUUUCUCCAGCUUCAUAUCUCAGCGAUUCGAGUUGGUUGUUCCAGGAGGAUACGGUCACCAAAUGGACUCCUGAGGAGAAUAAGAGGUUUGAAAAUGCUCUUGCCUUAUUUGAUAAGGAUACUCCUGAUCGCUGGCACAAUGUGGCGUCCAUGAUCCCGGGGAAGACCGUCAGCGAUGUGAUCAAACAGUACAGGGAAUUGGUGGAAGAUGUGAGUGAUAUAGAAGCUGGGCUUAUACCCAUACCGGGCUAUACCAAUAACUCAUUCACAUUGGAGUGGGUUAGUAAUCAUGGCUAUGAGGGGUUGAAACAGCUGUAUGGCCCUGGUGGGAAACGGAACUCUUCCACUCGAUGUUCUGACCAUGAAAGGAAAAAGGGCGUGCCUUGGACUGAGGAAGAGCACAGACUGUUUCUGUUGGGACUAAAAAAGUACGGAAAAGGAGAUUGGCGAAAUAUCUCUCGCAACUUUGUAACCACGAGGACUCCAACUCAGGUUGCUAGUCACGCUCAGAAGUAUUUUAUCAGGCAGCUUUCUGGGGGGAAAGAUAAGAGAAGAUCAAGCAUACAUGAUAUCACAACUGUCAAUCUUGAGGAAACCAAGUCUCCUUCGCCAGAGAAAGAUAGGCCCUCUCGCUCACCAGAAAAAUCAAACUUGAUCAUGCAGUCACCACAAAAUUUGGAUACAGAUGUUGUGGUCCGAGCAACAUAUGAUUCCAGCCUUACGAAUCCUGGAGCAGUGAUGGGGUUCAGCCCAGCAAACAGCAGCUUAAUGAUCACUCAUCUUCAAGGGAUGUAUUCAUUUGGGCUUAAUCUGCACGAACACCGUAUGCAGAGCAUUGAUUCACAUGCAUUCCGGCUAGGACAUCAUGGUACAAUUUUUCAGAUGCAUCCGACCCGACAUCUAUAAAGUCAGAAACACAUGGAGUACAAGGAUGUAUAUGAUAAGGAAGGCUCCCAAGUUAGUUGAUUUUGCCCAGAAAGUAUUAGUAAAUAUACCAACUUUUUAUCAGGGGCUUCUUGAUUUAUCAAUCGAUGACCUUUUAGCAGAUGAAACUUGCGUGCGUUUCAACAUCAUUUUCUUGAUGAAAAGGUUCGUGCGUAUGGAAACAAAACUAUGCUGCAGAUAAUGCUGCGUCGGGGUAACAACAUCAUCAAAUAAAAUGAUGCUUCCUCCAAGUUUACAAGGUAACCAAGAAUCCAGCUAGAAGAAAGAAGGCUUUCUGAUUCACGCAAUGUGUUUCACUAGAAAGCUUCUAGAAGUGCAUGUAGAUAUUAUUAUUGUUCAUUACAAAUUGCUAAUAAUGGAACUACCAUUUGUCUGGAAAAAUUAAGUGUUGUAGUUUACCCAAAUCAUCCGCAUAUCGUCUCUAAAAGUAUUUGCCAUUUGUUGUAGAAUUAGUUGAGUUGGUGUGUUCAAGUAAUUAUACGCAUAGGUAUUACCAGAAUGUGAUAUCCCAUUCUUCACAGGAAUUGAUGAAUGUGUGUGAUUCUGAACCGAAAUGUGCCGAAUCAGAGUGCACUCUUGCAGACAAUACAUAUGCUAUAGUCUGUUGAAUGAUUCCA
Molecule: messenger RNA, 1841 nt
Organism: Sesamum indicum (sesame)
Lineage: Eukaryota; Viridiplantae; Streptophyta; Magnoliopsida; Lamiales; Pedaliaceae
Product: transcription factor DIVARICATA
Molecular function (GO): DNA binding
Source: RefSeq, a predicted model, not a curated record